Molecule: messenger RNA, 716 nt
Organism: Trichoderma asperellum CBS 433.97
Lineage: Eukaryota; Fungi; Ascomycota; Sordariomycetes; Hypocreales; Hypocreaceae
Source: RefSeq, a predicted model, not a curated record
ACUAAAACACUUCCUAGUGUCUGGUGAGAGUAUUGCUAACUACCUAUCUAUUCUAUAUCCAGUACUUUAUCAUUCCAUUUUUCUUGCUACGACAUCUUCGCCCUGGUAUUGCGGGUCCCGGAGCUGUAUACGUGGGAGUAGACGUGUACAAGCUAUUAGUAUGCAUUACGUGUUUACUUGGGCACUAUUAUCGUUCAAGUCCAGCCUUGGUUUAAGAAAUGCUUUGCGAGGUGAAAUGGUCACGCUGUGCAGAAUGCGGAAAAUAUGGGGGAAGGGGGGGUUGGUUUUAAUCUCGCUUUGGCUUCAAAACACCUGAAAAUGAAAGGAAAACUUUUUUAGCGGGUCUAGGGGAUAGAGAAUGCAAAGAAGGAAGGAUGAAAACAAGUACUAUAUCAAAUGGUAGUAGCAGCAGUAUUAUGUUGUUUGGUCGUUGACCAAGCGCAUGUUCAAAAGUUCCCCCCAGAGCGCCAUACAUGUCUGCCUAACGGCACCCGAAAACACACGGCAAACAUACAAAUCCACUUACGCAAAAACGGUCAGCUUGCUCACGUAUACAAAGCUCCCUCCUUCAGAGUCUACAUGCGUGCUCCGGAUCGAAACAUCCGGCUCAAGCACCGGCAUAGUACUACUGCUUUUUACGCUUGCUGACCUGCAUAAGAGAUAACACGACAAGGAAGGCAGACAGCAAGGCAAGGCAGGGAUUGCGGGCGUGUCGU